Molecule: messenger RNA, 234 nt
Organism: Eruca vesicaria subsp. sativa (arugula)
Lineage: Eukaryota; Viridiplantae; Streptophyta; Magnoliopsida; Brassicales; Brassicaceae
Source: the annotation of a GenBank genome assembly
AUGACGUGGAGGCCUGGUAAGAUCGUUGUUGAGCUAAAGGGAAGGCUUAACAAAUGUGGUGUUAUCAGUCCUCGUUUUGAUGUUGGUGUUAAGGAGAUUGAGGGUUGGACCGCUCGUCUACUUCCUUCCAGACAGUUUGGUUACAUUGUUCUGACCACCUCUGCGGAGAUCAUGGAUCACGAAGAAGCCAGGAGAAAGAAUGUUGGUGGCAAGAUGCUUAAAUACUGUGGAUAA